AUGUCUGAAUAUUGGAAGUCAACGCCAAAGUACUGGUGCAAACAUUGCAAAACCUAUGUCCGUGACACUCCUUUCGAGCGGACGCAGCAUGAAGCGACAGGCAAACACCAGGGGAGUCUAAAACGGUUUCUCCGCGACGUUCACCGCUCGCAGGAUAAGGACCAGAAAGAAUCCCAGAAGGCGAAAAAUGAAAUCGAGAGACUGAAGGGGUUGGUUGCGCCCACAACAAAAGCAUCCGGCCAACAGCCGCCGCGGAAGCGCAGCACGGGGCAUUUGGAUAGUGGGACUUCCGCAUCUCUGAGUGUUAACAAAGAACAAAGGAAGAGGCAGAUGGAACAGCUGGCUGAAAUGGGAGUUGCAAUACCUGAGGAGUUUAGGCCAGAGAUGGCGUUGGCUGGUGAGUGGAAGACUGUUUCGGAAACUCUCAUUACGGAUUCUACCGUGCGCGACACCGCUGCCAUGGUUAAAGGCGUCAGGAAAAGAAAAUUGGAUGGCCAGGAGGAAUAUGAGGAGGGGGAAGAAGACGAAGCUAGCGGUGUGGUACCUGAUCAACAACGCCCAAAGAAGGUCUGGGGCUCGACCUUUAAAAGCCAUUCGGGUCUAGGAGAAGAUGAUGAAGAACUUGAGGCCCUUUUGAGCAAGACAACAAACCUGAAGGGGAAAAAGCCUAAGCUGGGAUCUAAGUCGGAAGAUGAAAGCGUGAAAAAGGAGGAACCCGCAGAUUUUCCAGCGACUGAACCCCAUCACGGUGGCGUAGCCGUGGAAAAGAAGGAAGAGAACAAUAUCAAGCGGGAAGCACCGAAUGAAGAUGGCCCAGAUGCAUCUACCAUAGCCGAAGCUGGCACCGCGGGAGACCCCACAUCUCCGGUCAUUUUCAAGAAGCGAAAGCCCAAGCAGAGCAAGAGAUAAAUACCGCUCUUGACAAAACACACCUACAAGCUUAUUACGACGAUAGAUUUCUGUAUCCGGAACCCGAACAUUGGCUCAAUGACGGUAUUAAAAGGCUGUCGCUAGACCGGAGCACAGACGGCUAUUCUUUUUUGGGCGUUGAAAACCAUGGUGAUGUACGGAGCUUCGCUCCUAUCCCCCAACAUUUCAACAAACAGUGCCCUCUUUUAGUCGUUUCGGUCCGAUCGGCUCUCUCGUCUGAUCAGAAUACCCGAAAGGAUAUAUAUGUGUCUGGUUUGACACCAGUAACAGGAAGUCUGUGCACAUAUUCCUCGAUGGGACUGAAGGAGGAUCCUAAUCCCGAAAACCCUCAAAGUCUAACCCCCAAUGUAAUCCAAGAACUGCCCAGCGAAUGUUCCUGGAUUCAAAAAGAUCGAACUGUUGUGCUGGCCGAACAGCUCAAGAUUAGGUCAUGACCCGAGUCAUUGCUAGCUAAAUAUGGAGUACCUCAUUCCUUUUGAUAGGCAUUCACU
Coccidioides posadasii C735 delta SOWgp is the source of this 1421-nucleotide messenger RNA. RefSeq lists its product as uncharacterized. The record is from RefSeq and is a predicted model, not a curated record. NCBI's taxonomy places the organism in Eukaryota, Fungi, Ascomycota, Eurotiomycetes, Onygenales, Onygenaceae. Gene Ontology annotation, molecular function: zinc ion binding; RNA binding. Gene Ontology annotation, cellular component: precatalytic spliceosome. Gene Ontology annotation, biological process: mRNA splicing, via spliceosome.